CACUAAUUUUGGAUGAAAAGCAUGCCCAAAUUAAACUGCCUGCUACUUAUACCCAGAAGCUAACAGUUAAGCUAUUUUAACAGUUUCCACAACUGUUAAAAUAAUGUCUGUGAGUAUAACAGAACUCAUAUGGCAGGUGAAAUCCAACCAAGAAGUACUGUUUUUCCAUUGAAAGCCUAUCCACCAUACAAAGACUUAGGACACAGUUCACGAUAUCUAUGGCUUCCUCUACAUGUGGCCAGUCUUUAGGCAUCGUUUCAGGCUUUUACUCUGACAAAUGAGGGAGAUACAGCACUUUAAAUGAGAGGCCAGUGGAAAUUUCCAGCCAUGAGUCCUGCGCCGUUCUUGUUUCUCCUUUUCUAUUGACAAAGCUUUUGUCUGGUUGAAAUAUUAUUUAUGACAAAAACAACCUGAGGAUUGAUUUUAAACAUAGUAGAAACAUGUCAAACUAACUUUUAUUGUGCUUUUUUGACUUUCCGUCUUGAUGUUGAGAGCGCGCAUUGUGCCUUUGGAUUUCUGGACAUAAAGAGGGACAUUAUCGAACAUUUGUCUAACAUGGAGACCUGGGAGUGCCACCAGAUGAAGAUCAAAGCUAGCGAAUGCAGCUACCAGGUCCAGUUCCUGUAUUGAAGUGGUGUGGAAUGGAUGGUGAGCUGGGGUGGCUCCUACCAGGUCCAGUAUUGGCCAUCACAGCUACAGUUUCCAAGGCUACAAGGAAGAGCAGAAUGUGUCUCCUGACCAGGUUUUCCAGCAUCUCCAUUGAGAGAAAUCUGUGCAUCCAAGCAGAGGACACGCUGGAAAACAGAGGUCACAGGUCAGGGAUCCCUCCUCUGUUGCCAAUAGGAAAAGAGGGGCAGGGCUAGGUUGACCAGGUGAAGCAGGCAGCCAAACCUCAGACGAGCCAGGUGAUGUAGAUCCAUCAUGGCGUCCCGGGGAUCCGAGGUGAUGCAGUUGCGUUAUGACGCAGGUGAAAACCUGCCGCUGUGGGACGCGCUGGGCGUACGGCUGAGCUGUGGUUGGGGCAGCAGCUCGUCGCUACGAACAAGCUGUAGCAACGCAGUAGUAUCGACCGGACAGGCUCAGAACAGCACGAUUCUUCAAAACUAGAGCGUUGAUGGCGGUGAAUGUAUUCUCCAUCUCUUCGGCUCUGGAGAACCUGAGUCGUCAUGAGAUGCUGUCCUGGGUCAACGACUCUCUACGGCUCACCUACACCAAGGUAGAACAACUGUGUUCAGGUGCAGCGUAUUGUCAGUUCAUGGACAUGUUGUUCCCUGGCUGUGUCCUGCUGAAGAAGGUGAAGUUCUCAGCAAUGCUGGAACAUGAGUUCAUCAAAAACUUCAAGGUCCUACAGGCUUCCUUCAAGAGAAUGGGUGUAGACAAGAUCAUCCCAGUAGAGAGGCUGGUGAAGGGGAGGUUUCAGGAUAACUUUGAGUUCAUCCAGUGGUUUAAGAAGUUUUUUGAUGCCAACUACGAUGGGAAGGAGUAUGACCCUGUGGCCACACGCCAGGGGCAGGAGGGCGCCCCCUCACCCAACCCAGGCCCCCAGAGGACGUCUCCCACGGCGACCAAGACAUUCCACGCCUCCCCGAGGCCGAUACAGUCCGCCCCCAUCCGCAGGGCGAAGCCCACCAGAGCGUCAGACGCUGAGAUACUAGAACUGAACCAGCAGAUGUUGGACCUGAAACUGACAGUGGAUGGUCUUGAGAAGGAGAGAGAUUUCUACUUCAGUAAGCUGAGAGAUAUCGAGCUGAUCUGUCAGGAGAAUGAGACCAACACCAGCCCAACACUCUCCAAGAUCAUGGAUAUACUGUACGCUACUGAGGGCGAGGUUGACCUUCUCAGCCAACUUACCUGAUAAAUAAAGGAGGCGUUAUAUCACUUUGUGGAGGCAGCGGAUGAGGAGGCGCCACAUGGAACAUUUCUCCCCGGAUCAGCGCUUCAAGAUCCUACCUCUAUUUUAUUACUCUCAACCUCUUCCCUCUUCCUCCUGUCCCCCUCCUACCCCCUCCUCUCUCCCUCCUACUCCCUACUCCCCUCCAACCCCCCAGACAUGUCAGGCUAACGCUGUACACUGAAUCGGUAUGGUUGGUGUUAGCAGGAUGCUAGGCUAAUGGCUAAUGUAAAUUAGUUAACAGGGUAGCACAGAGCAAGAAUCUAUAGCGCCCUCUACAGAUCGAGGCAGGUAACACAAACUCACUAAUCUCUGAACCCAUAAAAUUCUGUCAUGAUUGUCUCGGAUGAGGGGAGACGAAACUCCCUCCAGACUCACUGGUCCAGUUCAGUACCUACCAUGUACAUAUGACCAGGGAGAUCGUUGAAGAAUCACUGCGGAAUUGGAUGUUGGGAAAUGCCUUCAGAACCGGCCACUGGGGCAACAGUGAGCGCUAUUACCAUCCAGUAGACUUGGUUUUACCUUGAGGACAGGGGUGGUUAACUAACUAAGUGUAACCCUUCAUUUAAACAUGUUGACGUUUGGCGCAAUGGGACACCACAGCAGUGUCAGAAACACUGAAAUUUGACAUUUGGAUAAACGUAGAUGAAUGAUUAGUUCUGCAGUGAGACAGAGCUUGUUGCAUAUGACAUAUCAGUCCCUGCAUUAACAAUAUGGACCAGUUGACCAGAACCAUCCGAGUCCAUUAGGACUCAGCAAAAACAAUCAGAAUGAUCAAGAAGCCAACAAUGCAGUGUGAUUAGCUGAGGCCAGUAGGAAGCAGAGAACUGCUUCUGUUCAGUAGGGAGCAACAUCCCAGGACAUUCAGAUAGAACCAUACAUUCUGCAGGUUUUAACCUCAAUUUCCAUUUGUGUUUUGAAUGAGUUAUUUAAUGUUAGCUUGGAGUGGCUAACAGGUUAGCGUGAAUCUAUUACCCUGAGAAAGUUGAAUAAAAUGUAUAUGAGCAACACUACUCCACUGUAUAUACUAAUGGAUGAACAUUAAUUUAUUUGAAGUGUUUUUUUUAGCAGCUGUUUAUGAUUGAGUUUCUUCUUGUUAGAGGCGGGGCUUAAAUAGCUAUCAGGGUUGUCAUGGCAGACCUGUGACUGACAUGCAUCGUUAGAGUUUUAUUACAGAGGCUGAAUAAACAGUGGGUUCAAAACCAGAA
Oncorhynchus mykiss (rainbow trout) is the source of this 3099-nucleotide messenger RNA. The record is from RefSeq and is a predicted model, not a curated record. Lineage: Eukaryota; Metazoa; Chordata; Actinopteri; Salmoniformes; Salmonidae.